This is a messenger RNA of Telopea speciosissima, 1283 nucleotides long. RefSeq names its product glycosylinositol phosphorylceramide mannosyl transferase 1-like. The transcript is spliced from 6 exons. Gene Ontology annotation, cellular component: membrane. Gene Ontology annotation, molecular function: glycosyltransferase activity. The coding region runs from base 106 to 1098 and encodes 330 amino acids. The record is from RefSeq and is a predicted model, not a curated record. NCBI's taxonomy places the organism in Eukaryota, Viridiplantae, Streptophyta, Magnoliopsida, Proteales, Proteaceae.
GGAGGAAUCGAAAAGGCUGGUGCUACUCGACUACACUCCUCGUCCCUUGUGAAAACAUGCUUUGCGGACUCCGAUCGGUGGUGAGUCUGAUAAUAAAUUGGUGUGAUGAGAAGGAACUACAUUAGCCGCAGGAUUCUGCAGAGAUUCUGUAGUCAGGUUGUGAUCUCCUCCAUUGGAUCCAUUAAGAUUAAGCUGCUGCUAUGCUGCUGUAUUGCUUUUACUGUUGUGUUCAUUGCUGGUCGUGCCGUGACUUCUAUGGGAUGGAGACACCGCCACGAGUCUCUUCGACACUUCUCUACUCCUAGGAAUGGUUACACUAUCUUGAUUAAUACAUGGAAAAGAAAUGAUCUUCUGAAACAGUCUAUUUCCCACUAUGCAUCCUGUGUGGGGCUUGAUUCAAUACAUAUUGUAUGGAGUGAACCUGAUCCUCCAUCAGAGUCUCUUUAUGACUUUCUUUGGGAUACUAUUAAGUCAAACUCAGAUGGUAAAGACAUUGAACUGAGGUUUGACAUAAAUAAGGAAGAUAGUCUAAAUAACCGAUUCAAGGAAAUUAAGGAUUUGAAGACGGUGGCUAUAUUUUCAGUUGAUGAUGAUAUUAUAUUUCCAUGCACUUCAGUAGAGUUUGCUUUCAAUGCUUGGCAAAGUGCUCCUGAUACCAUGGUGGGAUUUGUACCCCGUAGUCAUUGGGUGGAUAAAUCGAAGAAGAAUAUUGACUACUACACUUAUGGGGGCUGGUGGUCUGUUUGGUGGAUGGGCACAUACAGUAUGGUGCUUUCAAAAGCUGCCUUUUUCCACAAGAAUUAUCUUUUCUCAUAUACAAACCAGAUGCCAGCAUCUAUUCGAGAAUAUGUAGCCAAGAACAGCAGGAAUUGUGAAGAUAUUGCAAUGUCUUUCCUUGUUGCAAAUACAACUGGUGCUCCCCCCAUAUGGGUGAAAGGUAAGAUAUCUGAGAUCGGCUCAACUGGAAUCAGUAGUUUGGGAGGUCAUAAAAGACAGAGAACCCAAUGCAUCAACAAGUUUGUUGGAGAAUAUGGGAACAUGCCAUUGGUAUCAACAUCUCUGAAGGCUGUGGAUAGCCGCAACAGCUGGUUUUGGUGAUGUUCGAUUUCUUAAAUGAGAAGAAGCUUUUUUUUUUAUUCUUUUUGGUCCUUUACACUAUUUAGUUUAGUUAUCUCCAUUCUUAUGUAUAGCAACUUGUAUCUAUAUCUUUGUUUUUUCACUCCGAAAUAUUAUUUUAUACUACUAGUUGGGUCAAAUAAUUUGUAAUUUUUUUUUGGUCCUUU